AUGGUGUCCGAUUCCCCGAAACCCCAGCCAACCCCCUCGCCGCCGCCCCCGUCCUCAUUUCCUACGGCGGCGGGGAUGAGGAUGGCGGAGCUGGAGGCGGCCAUCGGGGCGCUCGCCAGGAAGAAGGAGCGGCUCCGCGUGGCCUUCGACGGCCUGGUCGCCUGCUCCCCAAUCCCCAUCCCUUUCCGCUGGGACGACAUCGACGCCCACGUCUCGUCCAUCCAGUCCUCCAUCUCCGCCCGCUUCCGCCAGCUCCUGGCUCUCCAUCCCGCCCCCACUGCCGCCGCCGCCGCUGGAACGGCGAUCCCAUCCACCGCCAUCCGCCGCGUGGAGCCACCGGUCGAACACCUUGUGGUGGAGGGCCAAGAGCCCCACGUCGAGCACCACGAGGACGAAGAAGGAAACGGUGGGGAUGAGGGUAGCCUGGGAAUGAAGGGGUGUCUGGACGUGGAAGCCGAGGAGGAGGAGGACACUAUGGUGGAGGAGGUGGCAACCGAGUCGCCUCGCGGCAAUGAAGACGGUGGGGUGGAGGAGGAGAACGACAAGACGGGGGAGCCAAUCGACGUGCCUCCUAACGAAGAAACCCAGGGGAAGGACACGAACACGGAGGACGCCAUGGAGGUGUUGGCCGAGAAGGACGGCAAUGGGGAGACCAACACGGCGGCGGAGGCAGAGGAGGAGGAGGAGGAGGAGGAGGAGGAGGUGGCGAUCUCUCCGGCUCCAGCCUUCACAGGCAGAGCCGGCGCGGAUGCGUCGGUGAGGCGGUCUCUCGUGGGGGCGUGCGCGGACAUGGACUCCUCGAGCCUGGCGCGCAUGGUGCGCUUGUCCGACUGGGGCUGCAUCUCCGCCCGGCGUCACUUCUUCCCAGCGCUUCUCAACGCCCCCGAACCGCAGGUACUCGUCGUCCGCGUCGUCAGGGACUUGCUGGCCGGGACUGAGCCGGAGCCCAUCAAGGACAGUGUGUGGGAGACCUGCGUCGCGCUGCUCACCUGCGUGCCCAAGCUCGCCAUCCCGCUGUCGGCGGACACGCUGGAGCAGGCCAAUCUGCUGGCGAAGGAGUGGAAGGAGAUGAUCGGGAGCAAGGACCUCGGCCGGUUGGCCGUAUGGGGCCUUCUCAAUUUUCUUGUCACCUACAACAUUGCCUUGGACUUCGAUGCCGAAGAGAUCACCCAUUUCUUUGGAAUUCUCCCGGGCAACAAGACCGAGAGCUGCGUCUCUCUCUGCAAGUAUCUCGGCGUGGUGCACAAGUUGGCUGAUUCAGUAGGUUAUUUGAUUAAACGCGGGCAACAACUUGUCGCUGUCAGAUUGGCAUGCACUUUGAAUUUGACAGACAAAUAUCCUCCACUUCCCAUCAUGGAGGAAUUUAUUCAGAAUGCCAGGGAGACUGCUCAAGAGAUAAUGAGCAAGGAAAGCGAUUCAGAGUCACUGAAACAGGCCAUCUCAAAGCAGGUCAAUGCUCUAAUAUUGUCAUGGAGGGUUGUUGGUGAGUGCAAUAUUGACUCUGUCCAUUGCGACAGAAUUAAGGCAGAAAUUACCCAGCUGUUACAUAAAUAUGCAAACAAGACGCAUAGCCUAGAAGAUGUUUCUUCUGAUACUUCAAGUCCACAUCAGAAGCAUCACCAAAUGUCACAAGAGCAGCAACACUUGCAUCAAAAGCAUCAAGAGGAACAGCAACAGCAGCAGCUUCAAAAUCAACUCGAGGAACAAGAAAAAGAACGAAGGAUGCAAAAGUUCCGAAAGAAGAGGAAGAAGAGAAACAAGAGAACUCAGCGUAGAAAGCAGAAGCAAAAUGCACAAGCCAUGGAGCAGCAUCAAUUUGGCAAACGACGAAAGCUAUAUCAUGGUGGUUCAUUUACCCAUUCUCAAAGCUAUGGUUAUGUUAGACCAGAAAUUCACCACCACCUCAGCCAGCACCUUUCAGGAAUGAUAGGAACACCUUUUGCACCAUAUACCGGACAUUCUUGGCAACUGAGGAAUGGUCUAUAUAAUGGACCAGGAUCAUCCUGCUUAUAUUCAACUACUAUUUAAGUCAGAUAACUAGUAUUUGAUGCCGUUACUGUUUGACUGUUUGACUGAACUGAAGAUAAAGAUAGUAGGAGAGAACAGAAGUUGAUGUGGAAACAGAAAAACAGAAGUCACUCUUGCUGAUUGGCCGGUGUUGCUUAGCUUUUCUUACUGGACCAGCACUAAUUCAAAUUUCCCUUGCUGCACUGCUACUUUCUAUAUGCAAUGUAAAAUUACUUGCUUUCA
Molecule: messenger RNA, 2250 nt
Organism: Oryza brachyantha (malo sina)
Lineage: Eukaryota; Viridiplantae; Streptophyta; Magnoliopsida; Poales; Poaceae
Exons: 3
Coding region: 1-2028 (675 amino acids)
Source: RefSeq, a predicted model, not a curated record